Molecule: messenger RNA, 225 nt
Organism: Haemonchus placei
Lineage: Eukaryota; Metazoa; Nematoda; Chromadorea; Rhabditida; Trichostrongylidae
Source: the annotation of a GenBank genome assembly
AUGAGCCUUAUUUACGACAAGAACUGGGAAGGUCUGUGGGAAAAACCGAGGCGCUCACAAUUACUUUUCGUUCCGAAGAACCCGGAAAAUAUCCUCACGUGCUUGCCGGAAAGAGUCAAAGGUGUCAUUUACAACAACGAUUCCAUACCGCCCCCGGAUGACGAGAGCGAUGUGAUCAUCAUCGGAAAAAGUUUGUCGGACAAGGAAAUCAGUUUACACGUGUAA